UUUACGGAACAACGGCAGCAGGCGGCGCUUGUGCUGCGCCCCGACGGCCGUCGAUCGAAGCCCGCGUUAUCGCAAUGGCUUCCGUGAAAGACACAGCGACUUUCUUCGCGGAGGGCACCGCGACGCAAUUCGAAUACGUUCUGAAAUUGUAUCCGCAAGCGUUGCGCCUCAAGGCCGAUCGUAAAUCGAAAAAGCCCGAGGAACUGAUCAAGCUAGACAACUGGUAUCAGAAUGAGCUUCCGAAGAAGAUCAAGUCGCGCGGCAAGGACGCGCAUCUCGUUCAUGAGGAGCUAGUGCAGACAAUGAAGUGGAAGCAAAUACGCGGCAAGUUUUACCCGCAGCUGUCCUACCUGGUGAAGGUGAACACACCGCGCGCCGUGAUGGCGGAAACGAAGAAAGCGUUCAAGAAGCUUCCGAAUCUCGAACAAGCCAUCACGGCGUUGUCGAAUCUAAAGGGCGUCGGUACCACGAUGGCGUCGGCUCUGCUCGCCGCGGCGUCGCCGGAGAACGCGCCUUUCAUGGCAGACGAGUGUCUGAUGGCGAUACCGGAGAUCGAGGGUAUCGAUUACACCACUAAAGAAUACCUGAACUUCGUUCAGCACAUCCAGAACACUGCCGAGAGGCUGAACAGACAGAUGUCAAACGGUAAGACAUGGAGCCCACACAGAGUCGAGCUAGCGUUGUGGACGCAUUACGUGGCGUCCGAGCUGAAGCCCGAGUUGCUCGAUGGCAUUCCGGGCUCGACAGAAAACGGAAACUCGCAUGGCGCCAGCAACGGCGAGGCGACAGAACCGUCGGACGACAGCAAUCAGGAAACGGUGGCAAACGGUAAGGACACAUCGGCCGCGCUCGAUUCAACGGCGAUCGACGAGAACAGCACGACGACAUCCUUCACCGAAGACUCGAUGGACAAACCGGCGACGCCGAUCACCGCCGGCGAUCAUGCCGUCGUGGGUGCCAGCGAGGAUACGAACGACUCUCUCAUCACCAACGACAGCAGCAACAACGCGACGCCGCGACCCACCGACAGUGAGGACACCGAAGAAGACUCACAAGACGUGCAGGAGCCGCCCACCAAGAAGAACAAGAAGUGACCCGAUCGAUACGGUAAUGCGACGAGCAACAACGUCAGCACUUUUGUGCCCGCCAGAAGUCUGUCGAUCAUCGCGGCGCCGCGUCGUCGAUUCUGAAUCAUCGAUCACGUGAUACGGACCGACGGACGGACAGACGACAGAUGGACGGACGGACGGACGGAUAGGUAGUAGAGAGAUGGAUGCACGGACGGACGCGGAUGGAUGAAUGAAUUUCUCUAUUUGCGCGAUUUGCUUGAACGGAGGCAUUAGGUCGCUCGCUUCAUCCUCGGCUUCUUGUCGCGGCGAAGGAGGGGCGAGAAGAGGAGAGGAUUCGUAGGAUACCGACGGAUUCUGGAAUAAAUCCUCGAGUCUUCUCUCUCACACUUUAUUUCUCUCCCUUCUCGUAUCUUUCUCGCUUCUCGUCCCUCCUUCUCCGAGUUAUACACGUCCUUUCUUUACGCUCAUCCCGAUUUCGUUAAACAAUUUUUGUCGAGUGACCGACAAGAGUCCGUAUCGUCCUCGAUCCCAAGCGCCGGACAUUUCAGCUACGAAGCUUGUCGUCGUCGUCGUCGUCGUUGUUGUUCGGACAAUCUCGCGUGU
Molecule: messenger RNA, 1673 nt
Organism: Pseudomyrmex gracilis
Lineage: Eukaryota; Metazoa; Arthropoda; Insecta; Hymenoptera; Formicidae
Gene: Amun
Exons: 4
Coding region: 75-1094 (339 amino acids)
Source: RefSeq, a predicted model, not a curated record